ACGCCUUCAUCCCACAGCUUCUUACCCAGGUUUUCGCACCGCUUGCCCCGCAUCCCAACUCCCGACACAUCCCACAUCUCGCGACCCCCGCAUCGCCGCCCACGCAUAACUCUCAACCUCCAUCCUCCCCACCGUACAUCUCGUUCUCCGCGCCACACGCAAUGCCUCCCAAAAACAAAGGUAAAGCGAAAGACGCCUCGAAAGACGAAGGCGCGAAGAGCAGCAAAGGCAGCGGCAAACUCAAGCCGGCGACCAGCAUCAACGUGCGGCACAUACUCUGCGAAAAGCACAGCAAGAAGGAGGAGGCGCUGGAGAAGCUGCGCAACGGGGCAAAGUUCGACGAGGUUGCGCGGGAGAUGAGCGAGGACAAGGCGCGCCAGGGCGGCAGUCUGGGCUGGAAAACGCGCGGCAGUCUGCUUGCGGAGUUUGAGAAGGUCGCGUAUGAGCUGGAGCCUAGUACGACGGCGAGCCCCAAGUGGGGAGAGUGCAAGACGGGCGAGGGGUAUCAUGUUAUUAUGGUGGAAGGGAGGAAAUGAGGGAGGAUCGCAUAUUGAGAGCAUCGCGUUGAGUGUGGAUCUGUUCGGCGUAUGGGAUAAACUCCGGUUUUCAGUUAUGGCAGGGUUUCCUCCUUAGAGUGGAAUCACAAGCAAAGCAAACAUUACUCACGUCCUUAU
Molecule: messenger RNA, 674 nt
Organism: Trematosphaeria pertusa
Lineage: Eukaryota; Fungi; Ascomycota; Dothideomycetes; Pleosporales; Trematosphaeriaceae
Product: FKBP-like protein
Exons: 1
Coding region: 162-536 (124 amino acids)
Biological process (GO): rRNA processing
Molecular function (GO): DNA binding; peptidyl-prolyl cis-trans isomerase activity
Source: RefSeq, a predicted model, not a curated record